Molecule: messenger RNA, 426 nt
Organism: Caenorhabditis briggsae
Lineage: Eukaryota; Metazoa; Nematoda; Chromadorea; Rhabditida; Rhabditidae
Exons: 5
Coding region: 1-426 (141 amino acids)
Source: RefSeq, a predicted model, not a curated record
AUGGCUCUCCCAAUUCAUUGCGGGACAGUUUUUGAGAAAGAAGCAUCUUGGAGAUUUUUGAAAAUGAAACGUUCAUCUCGGAGACUUCUUCAAUCAUCUGAUGGAAUCGAAAUGAAGAAAUUGAGAAGAAGAGCGAAGGAGAAGGAGGAUACUACCAUCAAUUUGCUCACCAACUCUUCCGAUGCCGAUUUGACCACACCCAGCCAACUCUCCACCUUCCAAGUUAUUCUGAACUUCCUUACUUGUAGAUGGUUCCAGAAUGAGGAAACGCUCAAAGAUGAACCAGUUGGAUUUUUCAAACUGUUCCGAUACAUAAAAUUUUGGAUAUUUCCACUGCUCGUAUGGUUACAUGAAUGGAAAGCUCACGACAAUGUUCGGAUUAUGGAAUUCUUCUGGUGCUCUCAAGGAACGAUGAAGGUUGAAUAA